Chroicocephalus ridibundus (black-headed gull) is the source of this 3241-nucleotide messenger RNA. RefSeq names its product sodium voltage-gated channel beta subunit 3 (gene SCN3B). Gene Ontology annotation, biological process: regulation of heart rate by cardiac conduction; sodium ion transport; regulation of sodium ion transmembrane transporter activity. Gene Ontology annotation, cellular component: voltage-gated sodium channel complex. The transcript has 6 exons. The record is from RefSeq and is a predicted model, not a curated record. Lineage: Eukaryota; Metazoa; Chordata; Aves; Charadriiformes; Laridae. The coding region runs from base 137 to 784 and encodes 215 amino acids. Gene Ontology annotation, molecular function: transmembrane transporter binding; sodium channel inhibitor activity.
CCGCCGCUGCCUGCUCGCCAGCAGGCGCAGCCCGAAGCAUCCUGUUGCGCCAGGGUCCGCAGCCGGGAGGCGAGAAGCAGCGUUUUCUUCCGAAAGAGCCUCUGCCCAGGUUGAGAUUCGCUCGUGGCGCCGAACAAUGGCUGCACUGCCAAGGCUGGUUUGUGCGUCUUCGGUCGUGUUGUUGGUCUGGGCUGGUUUUUGUUCUGCAGUAUGUGUGGAAGUUCCAUCAGAGACAGAGGCUGUCCAAGGAAAAGACAUGAAGCUACUCUGCAUCUCCUGCAUGAAGAGGGAAGAGGUCACAGCCAGCACGGAGGUGGAAUGGUUCUACAGGCCAGAGGGUGGAAAAGAUGAACCUAUCUACAAGCACGAUAAAACGAACCAUGAAGUUCCAAGCCGCUUCAGUGGUCGAUUGCAGUGGAAUGGGAGUAAAGACAUGCAGGAUGUAUCCAUCACUGUGUUAAAUGUGACCCUGAACGAUUCGGGUGUCUACACCUGUAACAUCACCCGGGAGUUUGAGUUCGAGAUUCACCGACCUCUCUUCACAAGCUCCAGAUCGAUCCACCUGACUGUGGUGGAGGAGGCUGGAGAAGACUUCACCUCGGUCAUCUCUGAAAUUAUGAUGUAUAUUCUGCUGGUCUUCCUCACCUUGUGGCUACUGAUAGAAAUGGUCUAUUGCUACAGGAAAGUCUCUAAGGCAGAGGAGGCUGCCCAGGAAAACGCGACAGACUAUCUUGCGAUUCCAUCAGAAAACAAGGAAAACUGUGCCGUGCCUGUGGAGGAAUAGCAGAAAGGAGUCAGCAGAACAAACGGCACCAAGGGGCUCUGAAGAUGGAAGGACUGCAUCAUGCCGGCCAGGUUUGAGGGGGAGCUCUGCACCGUCGGGAGGAAAUACGGGGAAGUGUAAAUUCUCUUCCAUUUGCCUUGGACUCUGUACAGCCUUGACUCUGGCCUCAUGACUCCAUUGUGAGCUGCCAGCCCAUUUGCUAAAGGACUCUUCUUUUGAAGCAUGCUGAGCAAAGGGCACAGGGGUGUGGGCAGCACGGCUCCUUCCCAAGUUUCAGUCCCAUCAUCACGUUAAUGGCUUUGUAAAUGUUAAGUGUCAUUUCUUAGCUGCUGUCACCACCACCUUUAUUUGCUAAAUAUGUUAGUUCUCCAUUGCAGAGGUAAAGGGUAUGUAUGUCAUGUUACUCUGACCUGCAGGACUGGGAAUGAGCUCAUCUUAGGGUGAUGUUUUACCUAAGUUACAGCCCAAGCAGUCUUAUUGGUGUUAAAACAGGAAGACUUUAAUUAACUAGUUGUUGCUCUGGACUUUGGGCUGCCCGUGCACAGGCAGAGUAGGGUGAGGACUGUAAUGUGUUAGAAUUGUUGAAAAUGUGUAGUAGGAGGGAUGAGUCCCUGUGCCAUGUUCACACUUGCUGCUGAAGGAGGGAACCGACAUCAUAGAUCCUGAAGUAACCCUCCUUUGGGAGGCAGUACGGGAGGCAGUAUGAUGUAAGUAUAAGAAUCCCCUGUAUCCCCCCUUUCAUCUAGCAAGUGUCAGAAUUCUUAGUUCCGUCCAUUUGCCUUGUGUAGCAGGUUUACUCCUCAAGCACGCAGAGACAGUGAUAGGAAUAACCUGCGGAGCUGCGUUCUGCAACAACAGGCAAGGCGGUAGGCCAAGGUAUGCAGUUCACCUGUUUCUGGGGAAACCCCCGAAAAAAGAACAGCCUGAUGCAAGCCAGGCGAGUAAACAGGAUGUACAGCCCUCACAGGAAAAGGAUGGACAGCUUUGUAAAAUGGUAGGACUUUUUGUAACUGCGCUAUCAGUCUUCUCAUACUGUAGUGUAGCACCACCUAGGGGAAUAGACAGAAAACACUUAUUUUUUCCUAGUUAAUCGUAAUUCUUUCUUUUGCUAGUGAAUCACUGGUUUGCAUAGUGAGCAUUCAUCAUAAAUGAUCCACUGCUGCACAAGAAUCACACUGUAAAUUCAAUGUUUCCUAGGCCAACUUACCUUUUCAAUCGUAGUGGAUUACGCAGAGUCAAAUUUGUUGUGUGUCCUCAAAUGUAGAUCAGUUGAGCUCAACUGGGAUUAUCGAGGCAAAAAAAAGGCAGAAACAUUGGCUGGGGUGGAAUUGUACCUUAAGACAAAAUGGGGGAAAGUUCGUUUUUUUCUUAUAGCAGAUGUUGUUACAUCCCUGCUGCAAUGGAGCCUAUACUGCUUGCAAGAGUUGACAAAUUUUGCUACACCGACUGCUUCUGAAUAGUUAGAGUGCUUGUGAAUCAAGGCAUGCUUCCUUCCCACCUGUGGAACUCCCUCUGCUUUGUUCUGCUGCUUUUUAUGUGUUGCUACAAUCACAGAAAUUACUCCCAUUUGUAAGUCAGAUCCAGGCCAGAUUUCUAACUGGCAGUUGUUCAAAAUUCAUUUUUUAGAGUGGGUGUCAACUUUAGUAAACUACUACAAUGCAGCCUUCACAGUGGGAUUGCUCUCAAGUCCAGAGCCGAGCCUGGCAACCUGAGUACAUUUUCCAGAUGAAGCACACUUGUAGUCUGGGCACCGGUUCCUUAAAACCCAACAUCCAAAAGGGGAAAAACCAGCUCCUCUUCUGUUCCAGCUGUACAUCUUCAUUUUCCCUAAGCCAAUCUGCCUGGCCUCAGGGCAAUUUGGGGCAUAAUCCUAACUCUAAACCCACAGCAACAGAGGAGGGACCAGACUGUAACUCCAGAGUUGCCAUCACGGGCCGCGGCAUUCGUGCCUACCAUGAUUUUUAGGUAAGGGUGUGUAACCUCUCCCACUUCAGCUCUGCUCCUGAGUUCCCAUGGGGCAUUGAUAACCCUCUGGUGUCAUAAUGUUAAGUCAAAAAAGGAGUAAACUGAGAACUUCUUGAGAGCUACCUCAGGUGGUAAAGAAGGGCCGUGCUCUAGUCCUGCACCUUUUGGUAUCUUACAUGCAUCUUCCCAACCAAGAUGCUUUUUUUUGGACAUACCUUUCACUUUUCCAGAUCCUGCAGACAGAUAUGACUAUUGCCCUGUGUUGUUCUAGGCAGGAGAAAACAGUGUCUAAAUUUUGCUCAAGAUUCUCAUACACAAAAAAAAAAAAAGCAGGGGGGAAGAGGGGAGGAUUUUUCAAGGGUGGUGUUAAAGCAGGCUGUGUCCUGGAAGAGACGGUUCUGGUUGGUCUCAAAAGGCUCUCUCUGUAUUUGGAAAUGACAGGAGACUUUAGAACAGGCAGGGUAAUAAAAAGAACAAAGCAUUCACGAGUCA